AGGAGGCGCGCGGACCGUAUGCGCACUUCAGUCCGCGGACAGAGGAGGUGGGAGGUUCCGUGGGCAACGCAGUCCCGCUGACCCUACAGGACCCAGACGUGGGCUCGGCCCCAACUCAACCGCGCCCGGCGAGGCGAUGGCCAAGGUGUCGGUGCUGAACGUGGCGGUGCUGGAGAAUCCGAGCCCUUUCCACAGCCCCUUCCGGUUCGAGAUCAGCUUCGAGUGCAAUGAAGCUCUGGCGGACGACUUGGAAUGGAAGAUCAUUUAUGUCGGCUCAGCUGAGAGUGAGGAGUUUGAUCAAAUCCUAGACUCGGUGCUGGUCGGCCCUGUCCCAGCAGGGAGACACAUGUUCAUCUUUCAGGCCGAUGCCCCCAACCCAUCCCUCAUCCCUGAGAGUGAUGCCAUUGGUGUGACUGUGGUCCUCAUCACCUGCACCUACCAUGGACAGGAGUUCAUCCGUGUGGGCUACUAUGUCAACAAUGAGUACCCUGACCCAGAGUUGCGGGAGAACCCACCCCCAAAGCCAGACUUCUCUCAGCUCCAACGGAACAUCUUGGCCUCGAAUCCCCGGGUGACCCGUUUCCACAUCAACUGGGACAACAACACGGAUAGGCUGGAGGCCAUAGAGAACCAGGAUCCUGCCCUAAGCUGCAGCCUCCCCAUCAACUGUACCCCUGUCAAGGGUUUGGGGCUCCCUGGUUGCAUCCCUGGCCUCCUCCCCGAGAACUCCAUGGACUGCAUCUAGCUGGGGGACUCUAGGCCCUACCUGGGCCCAGCUAAGACUACAGCCAGUCUCCUGACACAUCUGGGGGUGGGGCAUUCGGGCCUCCUGGAGAGUCCUGUGGGGGCCAUCUGGAAGACUUUGGGGCCAUCAACUACAUUCAGGCCUGUCAAACUUGUCCCUAAGGGAGGAACAGGCCUCAGGUCUCUCCCAGCCUCAGCCCAGAAGGAUUAUCUCACCUUUACUGCCCAGGCCUUUAAAAAGCAGGUACUUCAGUUCUUAAUUCUAACUUACGUCCUUUCUCUCUUCCACACAUAGGUCAUUGUGUCACCAUGCUCCCAUAUAAGUACCAUUGACCCACAGCUCUUCCCACAGACCUCCUUGGCCUACCUUGAGGCUUUCUUGGUCAAUGGUUCAGGCCCUCUUGGGCCAAAGGCUCUGUCAUUCCUUUCCCUUCCCAAACAUCUGAAUAGAUCAACCCAGUUUUCUGGAGUCACAAGGAAUUUGGGUUAGAAGGUAGACUUGGACAAAAUUUCUGUCCUUUUCUCAGAACAAUUUUUAGGUCUUUUCAAUCUAGCAGCCCCUGGAAAACUCUGUUCCCAAAAGUGUGAUAAGCAGGAUGCUGAGGAAUGAUGGUUGACUCUCCUCUCAAUCACAACCACCUUCUUAUUACCUCCUAACUGGACCUGGAUUUCCCUGGAGGCUGCCACUGUGGGGAGAUGGCAUGUUGGAGCGGCCUGCUGGGCUCUUGUCUGUUGGUAUCAGGGCCCCUCUGCCUCUGGCUGAUCUGCCCUCUGCUAAGACCUCAUGCUCUCACAGGCUACAGAGUGAUUGUAGGCAUGAACAGUAGGGGCCCUGAAAACCUCCCUCCCCCACCAUACUCUGCCACAUUCCCCAUCCCUUUGCUGCUAUGUGGAUGCUGUUGGUGAUUAGUUUGUAUA
Molossus molossus (Pallas's mastiff bat) is the source of this 1662-nucleotide messenger RNA. It is a transcript of the gene ASF1B, whose product is annotated as anti-silencing function 1B histone chaperone. The coding region runs from base 137 to 745 and encodes 202 amino acids. Gene Ontology annotation, cellular component: nucleus. Gene Ontology annotation, biological process: DNA replication-dependent chromatin assembly. Gene Ontology annotation, molecular function: histone binding. The record is from RefSeq and is a predicted model, not a curated record. Lineage: Eukaryota; Metazoa; Chordata; Mammalia; Chiroptera; Molossidae. The transcript is spliced from 4 exons.